UGUACACGACAUUUCCACUGACGUCAAGAGAAUUUUCUUGUAAGUUGGAUACAAAACUCAAUCUUGAAAACAGAAAAGCCAUAACAUUUUUACAGAAAACUGAAUUCAAUUGAGAAAUUUAAUAAAAAGAGACAUAUUGUUUCGCUGUUAUAACGAGUCAUUCUUUGCAUUGUUAUAAACAAUCUUCUUCUGAAAAACAUUUCGUGAUUGAAAAACUCAUAAUUUGAUUCAGGUAAAAUGAAAACUAUUUUCCUUCUUGCCCUCUUUGUCGUGGGUGCCUUCUGUGAAGAGGCAGCUGAAGAAGACACCGAGAAGAAAAGCGACGUAGGAACCGUAAUAGGAAUAGAUUUGGGAACCACCUACUCAUGUGUGGGGAUAUUCAAAAAUGGACGAGUUGACAUCAUUGCCAAUGACCAAGGUAACCGAAUUACACCAUCUUACGUCGCCUUCACUUCGGAUGGCGAGCGAUUAAUCGGCGAUGCGGCCAAAAAUCAGCUGACGAGCAAUCCUGAGAAUACUGUCUUCGAUGUCAAGAGAUUGAUUGGUCGAAACUGGGGUGAUGACACGGUUCAGAAAGACAUCAAACUUUUCCCUUUUACAGUAACUCAGAAGAAUGGUAAGCCUCACGUGCAAGUGAAAGUAAGUGGAGCCGAUAAAGUUUUCUCCCCGGAAGAAAUCAGUGCAAUGGUCUUGUCCAAGAUGAAGGAAACGGCUGAAUCGUACCUUGGAAAAACAGUGAAGAAUGCUGUCGUGACUGUCCCUGCAUACUUUAACGAUGCCCAGAGACAGGCCACUAAAGAUGCGGGAGCAAUCGCUGGUCUCAAUGUGAUGAGAAUAAUCAACGAGCCCACUGCAGCAGCAAUUGCAUAUGGUUUGGACAAGACUGACAAGGAACAGAAUAUCUUGGUUUUCGACUUGGGAGGUGGAACAUUUGAUGUGACUCUUCUCACGAUUGACCAAGGAGUGUUUGAAGUACUCGCAACUAAUGGUGACACUCACUUGGGAGGUGAAGAUUUCGAUCAGAGGGUUAUGGAACAUUUCAUCAAACUCUACAAGAAGAAGACUGGAAAAGAUGUCACGAAAGACAACCGAGCAGUACAGAAACUCAGACGAGAAGUUGAGAAAGCCAAGAGGCUCUUGUCAUCUCAGCAUCAAGCACGAGUGGAAAUCGAAUCGUUCUUCGAUGGUGAAGAUUUCUCAGAAACGCUGACCCGUGCCAAAUUUGAGGAGCUGAACAUGGAUCUCUUCCGAAACACCAUGGCUCCUGUUAAGAAGGUUUUGGAAGACGCUGAUUUGCAAAAGCACGAAGUUCACGAAAUUGUUCUUGUCGGAGGAUCAACUCGAAUCCCUAAAGUUCAGCAGCUGAUCAAGGAGUUCUUCAAUGGCAAAGAGCCUAGCAAGGGUAUUAACCCCGACGAAGCCGUUGCAUUUGGUGCUGCAGUUCAGGGCGGAAUUUUGAGCGGAGAAUCUGAUACUGGUAAUUUGAUCCUUCUCGACGUGUGUCCGUUGACUCUUGGAAUCGAAACUGUCGGUGGUGUGAUGACAAAACUGAUCCCAAGAAACACAGUUGUGCCAACAAAGAAGUCGCAAAUCUUUUCCACUGCCCAGGACAACCAACCGACCGUCACAAUCCAAGUUUUUGAAGGAGAGCGACCCAUGACAAAAGACAACCACCAGUUGGGCAAGUUCGAUUUGACCGGAAUUGCACCAGCGCCCAGAGGUGUACCCCAAAUUGAAGUCACAUUUGAGAUGGAUGUGAACGCUAUUCUUAGGGUAUCAGCCAAAGAUAUUGCAACUGGCAAUGAAGAAAAGAUCACAAUUACGAAUGACCAGAACCGACUAACACCCGAAGAUAUCGAGAGAAUGGUCAAAGAAGCCGAAGAAUUUGCGGCAGAAGAUGCUAAGGUAAAGGCUAAGGUAGAUGCUAAGAACGAACUAGAAUCAUACGCAUACAAUUUGAAAAAUCAAAUCGAAGAUAAGGAGAAGCUCGGAGGCAAAUUAGACGAAGACAACAAGGCAACAGUCACCAAAGCAGUAGAUGAAGCAAUUAGCUGGUUAGAGUCAAACCCGAACGCGGAGACUGAAGAGAUCCAGGAGCACAAGAAGGCACUAGAAGAAAUUGUGCAGCCUAUCAUUAGCAAAUUGUACGAGGGUGCAGCACCACCUCCGCCCGAAGGGGGCGAGGAAGCUCCUCAUGACGAAUUUUAAACUAGAACUCAGGCCAAUAUUUUCCCAACGGUGCGCUAAGUUAUAUCAGAAUUCAACGUUUGAAUUUAAACUAACCCCCUCCCUUUGCUAAGGGAUAUAGUUCCAGUUUAAGGUGUGAAAAUGAAAACCAAAUGGUAUAUGUUAAAAUAUGACAAUUUUUGUAUAUGCAUAAUUUGCUUAUUUGUUGUACACUGAGUGUAAAUUGAGUAUUUGUCUCGAAGCGCAAUCCAUGUCAAGUUGUACCAGAAAAUUAAUUUGGAAGAUAAUUAGUUGUUUUGGUUAUUGUUUGAUUUCAAAUUUAAUGAUUUGAUAAUAAA
This is a messenger RNA of Symsagittifera roscoffensis, 2525 nucleotides long. RefSeq names its product endoplasmic reticulum chaperone BiP-like. Gene Ontology annotation, biological process: endoplasmic reticulum unfolded protein response. The coding region runs from base 238 to 2208 and encodes 656 amino acids. The transcript has a single exon. Lineage: Eukaryota; Metazoa; Xenacoelomorpha; Acoela; Convolutidae. The record is from RefSeq and is a predicted model, not a curated record. Gene Ontology annotation, molecular function: ATP binding; ATP-dependent protein folding chaperone. Gene Ontology annotation, cellular component: membrane; nucleus; endoplasmic reticulum lumen.